AUGACAGUGCUCAAGCGCUCGCCUCUUAACAGGGCAGACGAACUGGAGGCUCUCAUCGAUGCAGUCAAGUCGCUAAUCGUGCCCUUUGUACGAGACGCCGACGAAGGCGCUCCUUCGAAGAUCGAUGGAGGUGCCUCAGUUGCCAACUCGCGCUGGAACUCGCUGGUCGAGCCGUGCGAGCCACUAGAUCUCGUGUCUAAGCUUGCGUUCGCGCUUCCUGAACGCGAGGGCCGCGGUAGAGAGGGCUUGCUGCAGGUUAUUCAACAGAUCCUGCGCUUCUCCGUUAAUACCUGGGACCAAGGAUUUUUGGAUAAGCUAUAUUCCAGCACCAACGCCGUAGGGGUAGUAUCUGAGCUACUUUUAUCCGUGCUCAACACGAAUGUGCACGUUUACCAAGUCUCCCCUGCGCUCACAGUGAUCGAAAAGACGACGGCCCGGGGCCUGGCGGGCCUCUUUGGCUUUGACGGACCUCGGGCCGGCGGCGUGACAAUAGGGGGAGGGAGCGCGUCCAACCUCACCUCGGUGGUCAUUGCCCGCAACACUCUGUUCCCGUCGACAAAGGCAGAUGGCAACGGCGACCACCGCUUCGCUCUCUUCACGAGCGAGCAUGGCCACUACUCCGUCGAGAAAGCCGCCUCUGCGUGCGGGAUCGGCUCUUCAGGCGUCCGAACCGUGCCUGUGGACGCCAAGGGUCGCAUGGUGCCCUCGGCGCUGCGCGACGCCGUCCUUGCCGCCAGGGGAGAGGGCAUGACGCCGCUCUAUGUCAACGCGACCGCCGGCACCACGGUGCUCGGCUCGUUCGACCCGUUCGAGGAGAUCGCGGCCGUUUGCAGGGAGUUUGGGCUCUACAUGCACGUGGACGCUAGCUGGGGCGGCUCCGCCGUCUUUUCGGCGCGCCACCACCACCGCCUGGCGGGCGCGCACCUCGCCGACUCCAUCACCGUCAACCCGCACAAGAUGCUUAACGUGCCCGUCACGUGCUCGUUCCUGCUCGGGCCAGACAUGGACGUCUUCCACCGGGCCAACACGCUGCCGGCCGGCUACCUCUUUCACGGCGGCGGAGGCAACGCGGCGUCGGGCGAGCAGGGGAACGCCGAGGUGUGGGACCUCGCCGACCUGACGCUGCAGUGCGGCCGCCGCGGCGACAGCCUGAAGCUGGCGCUGUCGUGGAUCUACUACGGCGCGUCCGGGCUCGAGCGCCAGAUCGACGGGGCGUUCGCCAUGGCGGCCUACCUCGCGGGCCUGGUCGAGGCGCACCCGGACUUCACGCUCGUCUCGACGAACCCGCCGCCGUGCCUUCAGGUAUGCUUUUACUACACGCCCUGUGGCGAUGCCAAGGGGCCGGCGGAGAACUCGCGGCGGACGCGGGAGAUGGUGGCGAAGCUGAUCCGCCGCGGCUUCAUGGUCGAUUACGCGCCAGGAGAGCAAGGGAGCUUCUUCAGGGUGGUUGUGAACUGCCAGACUCUACAGGGGACCGUCGAGGGGCUGGUGAGGGCUCUUGAAGCUGUGGGCAAGGAGACUGUCGCAUAA
This is a messenger RNA of Gaeumannomyces tritici R3-111a-1, 1530 nucleotides long. RefSeq names its product cysteine sulfinic acid decarboxylase. The transcript is spliced from 4 exons. Gene Ontology annotation, molecular function: pyridoxal phosphate binding; carboxy-lyase activity. The record is from RefSeq and is a predicted model, not a curated record. Gene Ontology annotation, biological process: carboxylic acid metabolic process. Gene Ontology annotation, cellular component: cytoplasm. The coding region runs from base 1 to 1530 and encodes 509 amino acids. NCBI's taxonomy places the organism in Eukaryota, Fungi, Ascomycota, Sordariomycetes, Magnaporthales, Magnaporthaceae.